This is a messenger RNA of Punctularia strigosozonata HHB-11173 SS5, 2865 nucleotides long. Its product is annotated as NAD-dependent epimerase/dehydratase. Lineage: Eukaryota; Fungi; Basidiomycota; Agaricomycetes; Corticiales; Punctulariaceae. The coding region runs from base 1 to 2865 and encodes 954 amino acids. The transcript has 3 exons. The record is from RefSeq and is a predicted model, not a curated record.
AUGACCCCGACACCGACUGCAAACCCAAGCCUUACACUUAUGCACAACCAAGACGGCAAGCUAUACCUUGUCUGUGGCGGCAAUGGUUUCAUAGGUGUGGAUGUUCGCGUCGGGAACCUUUGCGACCCGUCCUUCGCUCAUAUCGUCGUCGAUGGAGUGUACUGCGUCCUUCACUUCGCGGCAAACAUGGGCGGGAUGGGCACCAUCCACGACCGCAACGACUUCGCGAUCUAUCGAGAGAACGAGAUAACGACGCUCAACCUCGUUGAAGCUUGUCUGAAAGCCGAGGUUUCGCUGUUCUUCUACGCGUCUUCUGCGUGUGUUUAUCCCGAGAAUUUGCAAUGCGAGCCAGGCUCCGAUGUCUCGCUGAGGGAGAACGACGUCUGGGCGCACGGCCGCCCCACUUCCCAAGGCCUGUAUGGUCUUCAAAAGCUCCAUGCCGAGACGUGGCUGCUCGCCAAGGCAAAGGAGUUCCCCGAAGGCGUUCGUAUCGCGCGUUUUCAUAACAUGUACGCAAGCCCAUUCUUAUUUAUGGCCGUAUCGACUCGAAGGCUGAUCUCCGAGGAUAGUUUCGGGCCCGGAGGAGCAUGGAAAGGCGGGCGCGAGAAGGCCCCUGCCGCCCUCCUCCGAAAGGCAUACGCUGCUGCCGAGGCGGGCGCAGUCGUUACCGACAUAGAAAUCUGGGGCGACGGCAGCCAAAGGCGCAGUUUCCUCUACAUCACCGACUGCUGCGAGGCUGUGAUGCGUUUGAUCGAUUCGGAAUACGCAGAGCCGCUUAACGUCGGUUCUGAGCAUUCCGUCUCGAUCAAUGAGCUAGCGAACAUCGCCAUGGGAUGCGCGGGCAUCGACCUACCCUCCCGUUUCGUACCUGAGAGGCCACUCGGGGUCGUAUCCCGCAACUCCAAUAACGACCUCAUCCGCGAGAUUUUGGGCUGGGAGCCGACAACCUCGCUCGAGGACGGGAUGCGCGAGACUGGCAAGUGGAUUGGCGGCGAGAUCGUCAAGGAAUUAUCAGGGAUGUCGGCGGCUGAACGAUCGGCGGCGCUACGAACGAUGCGGCAUAGCGAGGUCGUCGACCUCGACAAGGCGAUCACCUUCGCCAUUCUCCUCCCUAUCACGUCUCGAGGUUCCAACCCUCCUUCGCAGUGCUUGGAUAACCUGCACGACUUCGGGCGCUCGCUGAGUCGUACCUCUUGGCGCGAUGUCCAUGCCCUUGGGGGCAUGAGAUAUCGGGUCAAGAUAUAUCUCGAAAUCGAUGCAGGAGACGAGUUCUUACGCGGCUCCGGCGCUAGGAACAGAGCGGAGGUUGUGCUUCGCGAUCUUGGAUUCCGGGACGUCUUUACUUUGAUCAACGACGAACAUCCCAAAGGUCACGUCUGCGCCCUAUGGCGCGAUUGCGCCAGACAAGCGUGGAUAGACGGAUGUGAUUACAUGGUCCUGAUGGGUGACGACGUCAUCGUGGACACCGAGGGAUGGAUGAGAGAUGCGCACGCCACGAGGUGGGGAUGUUCGAAGAUGUUCGAUUGCCGCAUCCGCAACAGCGUAGGCGGAGAAGGCGAUGCUCGAUACGUUAAAGAGCACGCGCAAGGUUGGACGUUCGAGACUCUCGACGAGGGAGUUGCAGGCGCGAAGAGGUGGCUACGGGGCCGGACCCCUCCCGCUCAACGCAAGUUGACGUUGGAUAUCGUCGUCCCGUCGUACAGAGUCGACAUCGGCACCCUCAGUAAUAUUCUGGCGCUGCAGGCUUCGCCGACGUGCGCCGUGAUGUUCAUCAUCAUCGUGGAUGAUCCAGCGUCACCAGCCACAGCGGUAUUGAGGCGUAGGUUUGAACAUCGGGUCGAUGUCCGCAUACGAGUCAAUGAGUCAAACCUGGGAGCCUCCGCAUCCAGGAAUCGAGGAAUGCUGGAAUCCGCAGCUGAAUACAUUCUUUAUGUUGAUGAUGACGUCAAACCGUCGUCGGAAUUGCUGGUCGAGGUCGAGCGGAUUAUUCGCGCCCAUCCGGAUGCCCCAGGUUUCGUGGGCAACGUCAAAUUUCCGAUAGCAAAUACCGUCUUCAAGGCGGCAAUACACUUGGCGGGCGUGACUUAUUUCUGGGACAUAGCGGAGAAGAUCACAGACGAUAUUCCAUGGGGUGUUACGGCGAACCUGAUCGCGCGUCGGGUCAACGACAGCGUCCAAUACGACCUGCGCUUCCCGAAGACCGGCGGCGGGGAGGACAUCGACUUUUGUCGGAAGAAACGUCAAUGGGCGCUCGAGCGUACGCCCGAAAGUUGUCAUUUCGAGGGCUUCGUCGCAGCUCCACGUUGUGUGGUGACACAUCCAUGGUGGGGCAACGGCGAGCGCUCGUACUGGCGCUUCUACAUGUGGUCCAAGGGAGACGGCGCUCUGAUUGGCAUGUAUCCGGAGUUAACGUACUUGGCGGCCGCGCCCAACGCCGCUGAGAUGCUGCUCGUAUCUGCUAUAGUCAUCCUUGUGGGCACCGUCGUCGCGGUCGAGUCCGACAAGCCGACAUUCCUCCUCCUUGGAUUUUCCAUGGCUGCCGCCGUUAUAGCUGCGAACGUGAUCCACGACUUGUACCGUCACCUCGUCAGGGACGCAGAUCGAGUGGAACGUAUGGAUACGAGUCUUCAAGGGCUGAAGUGGGUUGCUGCCGUGAUGGAGAGCACCCUAAUUCGCAUCUGGAGCGAGACUGGUCGAAUCGUUGGACUCCUCGAGCGUUGCGAGGUCUCAUUACUUAUGCGACGCUUUGAUUGGUUCGCCGGUCGCUACGGCAGCGCUCCCAUGAUAGAUGAGAACAGGAACAGCACACAGAGGCUACUGCUAGUCGUGCUGAUAUGUUCGGUGCUGUUCGCUAGACUGGCUUAA